AUGCAUUUUAACACCACCCAAAAACAGUCAGAGCACCUGAUGGAUCUUCUGAUUGGCCACCAGAAAUGCAAGAGGCCAAGAAGCAUUGGUGUACCUCAGACUAGUAGGAAGCUAGUUAAGCCUUCACUUUUACAGAAGUAUAAGGAUAUGCAAUGGAUGGUACUAGCCAAUCACUCCCUUUGA
Molecule: messenger RNA, 183 nt
Organism: Prunus armeniaca (apricot)
Lineage: Eukaryota; Viridiplantae; Streptophyta; Magnoliopsida; Rosales; Rosaceae
Source: the annotation of a GenBank genome assembly